AAACCUGGCAAAAACGAAUCUCCUCUCUUUUCUUUUCAUGUGUAGUUUUCUUUCAGCACUCUAGAGCAAUGACUUCGACCCUAUUGACAUGCUCAGACGAUAAAAAAAAAGCAUAAAUUUCGUCUCUCUCUCUCUCUCUCUCUCUCUCUCUCUGUCUAGAGAGAUGGAGAUCGUCGAGGUAGGAGAUGACAGUGAAAGUGCCACAAGUAGCAGAGAUGGAGGAGCGGGUAAGGAUGUUUAUGUCUCAGUUGGCAAAGAUGACCUUGACGUCUUGAGAUGGGCACUUGAUCAUGCUCUUGGACCUGGAAGUUGUGUAUACCUCAUCCAUGUUUUCCCUCCUAUUCAUUACAUCCCCACUCCUGUUGGGAGGCUAUCAAGGAACCAGCUCAGUCAAGAACAACUGAGGCCUUAUAUACAGGAAGAGAAUGCCCGGAGGCAAAAACUCUUGCAGAAAUAUAUUAACCUUUGCAGCCAAGCAAAGGUGGCGGUAGAUACAAUACUAAUAGAGAGUGAUUUCACGGCCAAGGCAAUCCUGGAACUUAUCCCUGUUCUCAAUAUUACUUCCCUUGUUAUGGGAACAAAACGGCUGCCCUCAAGGAGGUUGAGGAAGGGACUGGGAAAAGGAGAAUUUGUCAAGAAGAAUGCUCUAGACUUCUGUGAGAUCGUCAUUGUUUGUGAUGGCAAAAAGGUUGUAGAUAUGCAACAAAGGAGUGGACUGGAACCUUCUUCACCAGCGUCAAGCAGCCGGAGACCAGAAAUAGAACGACACCCAGAGCGGAACUUCUUUGAAUGUGUUUGCUUUUCAGGGAAAUUCAAUUGAGUUUUAUCCCGAACCUAGUAAGUUGGGUUGAAGCUUUGUUUUUGUUGUUGUUGCUGUAUUACCCGGAUUUACUACAAACACAUCUGUUUUUUUCUUCUCUAUAUAUAUAUAUUUAAGAGGAUAAAGCUUUGUUGUUA
Messenger RNA from Macadamia integrifolia, 957 nucleotides. RefSeq names its product U-box domain-containing protein 52-like. The transcript has 4 exons. Lineage: Eukaryota; Viridiplantae; Streptophyta; Magnoliopsida; Proteales; Proteaceae. Bases 164 to 820 code for a protein of 218 amino acids. The record is from RefSeq and is a predicted model, not a curated record.